Mycena citricolor is the source of this 7028-nucleotide messenger RNA. Lineage: Eukaryota; Fungi; Basidiomycota; Agaricomycetes; Agaricales; Mycenaceae. The record is from the annotation of a GenBank genome assembly.
GACAUCUCACCCGAUGACAGAUGCAUUUACAGCAGGCGAUGAACUCUGUCGCGGAAAAGCUACUAAUUGUUGUGCCACGCAACUCCUUGACUUGUCGUCUUCAUCUCUUCCCCCAUGACAUCCCUCGCUGUGCCCUCCGAGAUUUGGUUGCUCGUCGCAGAGCAUCUUCCGGCGCAGACUGUUUCUGAACUCUACGCCGUUAACAGUCAAUGGUUCGACAUCGCGAUGGAUGCUCGCUACCGACAGAUCAGCUUUUCAUUCGUGAAUCGUGGGAUGGUACGAGAUCUGAGUCGACUACGGGAUCCUCUGGUGGCGCGCCGUGUCCGUACACUACAUAUUCAUCCCUACUUCGUCAAGCAGGUCCUCGAAAAGUCUCACGAACUUGCUUUCCCUCCACCCCAUCACCAUUCGUUCCGGGGUAAAUUCAAACUUGCACACCUGUUUCGCGAACAGAAACGACUACCGCGAUGUCAUGCCCGGGCUCCAGCUAUGCUUGGGCUAUCCACGCCACAAGAGCUCGUGCGGACCAUGGUCGAGGUCAUUCUAGGCCUACCGAACGUAACACAUUACCACAUUGCGUGGAGCGGCCUGCAUGCCAUCCAUGACGUUCCUGUUCCUUUCCUCGUAGCGGGUUUCCAGCCUUCAGUUCGCCGACUGAGCCUCGAGAUCUCACUAGAGAAGACUGUCGAUCUCCUUGCAUAUUCUUCACGGCUCGAGAAACUGGAGGAGUUGAACCUGCUGAUCCGACUCGAUCACACCUUGUCGGCGGAGACAUACGAUCGGAUUCUCGUCGGCCAUUUGGCUCCCGCGAUCAACCGGAUACGUGCAUCCUUGCGCAAGCUCUCUCUCCGCUUAUGUCAACCGUAUGACAUGACACCGCUUUUCGACACUCUCGAAAGCCUGCCUCAUUUGAAGGACUUGAACGUCUCGAUUCCCCUCGCCCGUCCGCAUCUGGGCCACCCAUCUGGCCUGGGGAACUUUUUGGAUCGGCAACGCUUUUUCUUGCGUCACCUAGUUCUUCGCGGUUCGGAAUUGAAUGGUGACGGUCUCACGCUCGCUGAAGAUCCCCUUUCCGAGUGGAUGAACGACGCAUUAUCUUACAUCAGUGGCCCUACGAAACUGCGCACUCUGGAAGUCGGUCUGGGCCUGCUCUCUGUGGAGACUGCUGUGAUGUGUCUGGGACGAUUUGCACAUACACUUCGUUCGCUGAUGCUCACUGGGAGGCAUCUCACCUACGACUGUGUCGAUGACUUGCUCAAGGCGAUGCGGCGUGCAGGUCGUGGCGGUGCUCGGUUGGAGAUACUUCGGCUCGGGACCGUUACGCUCAGUCCUGAGCUGGUGGAUCUUCUCGCCGAGAAGUUGCCAUCGCUGCAGCGCCUCGAGUUGCUCGUGCGUGACGUAGUCAGCAGUGAAGGCGAUCUUCCUCUGUACUACGACAGUGUCGAGCAGGAUGAGAGUCAGAUUGGUGCUUUCUUGAUGCAGAUGGAGCAGCGUCGGUAUACCCAAUGGACCCUGAAUUCGUUGAAUUUGUCCAAGUCUGCAUUCCCUUAUCAAUUCGAGUAUGCGGCAGAUUACAGAGAUGUUUUUCUGGCCUGCGUCCCCUCAUUAGCAUUAGUUGAAUAAUCACAAUAAUUACAUCUGUGCAUGACAAUGUGCUUCGUGUGGUUUCUUAGGCCGCCGCCGCUCAUGUGAUCUGGUAGUGUGCAAAGAUAAGGGCAUUGUGAUCAGCCACUCGCCAGUGCAUUCCGCAGUUCAGGCGGAAUUAAACAUGCACUUGUCAGGUGUCGACGCGUUCUCGAGAGCGGGAGCGACGUGGAAUUGACAUUUGUGAGUGUACAAUCCAUGACUGACUGACUUCUGGAAUGCAUGUGCAGAAACCAAGCUGGCACUGUCCGUUCUCGACAUAGCACUCGCAAGUCGCGAUCGAGUCGGCCGCCCGGUCGCAGAUAAUGUUGUUUGCCGAUGCGCCAUGCCCCGGACACGAGGAUAUUUACUCUCACGAAUCACAUGCGUAGACCGAUCUCGGUCUGAUAUGUAGGCUCUGCUCGGCCAGAGGUGGCGUCUUAGAAUCCGGCAUAGCGCCGUUUAUCAAAAUUCAUAGUGUGGAUAGUCCAGGAUGUGGACUAGCUGGAGGACUGCUCGGGAGCAAAGCAUGAGCAUCGGGUGGAAAGCGGCUGCGGGGGGGAAUCUCGGGACUCGGGCGCUCCCGGUCCGUUUUGCUGGCAGAUGCCGGACGGCGAUCAGAAAGAUGACGGCAGCUGAAAGUAAAAAAAAGGCCGGUCGCGAAAAGCAGCCAUUUUCGACAGAGCAGAACGGAUGGACGGAGAAAGGAUGUUGAAAGAAGCCCUGCGGAAGAGGACAGCACGUAUCAAACGAAAACAAGAAGAGAGGUUCGAGAUGCGACCGUGAGAAUCAACGGAAGCAACUUGUUAGCGCGAUUAGAUUUGGGCUUGGUCCUGUCUGAACGCAACGCUACCAUACUGCUCCCCUGCUCUGCGGCUGACAUGGACUACGAAUACAGCCAGCGCUGGCAAGGCCAAACCCAGCCUUCGCCGCCGCAGCCAAACUACUACCCCGGUUUCCAGCAGUCCGGUCUUUCGUCGGGCGCUGUCCAACAACAAUCGGGUCUUCAGUCUGGCGGGAUCCAGUCGAGCGGGCUCCAGAGCGGGUUAAACAGCCCUGGUUUACAGAGCCCAAAUAUCUCCCCCGGUGUAGCGACGUCGCUCCAUAGAACGUCCUCCUCACUAUCGCUCAACCUGUCCUCGCUGUCCGUCGCGUCACCGACCGCGCUGAGUCCGAUUGUUCCCUCUUCCGGGGCGACGUCAGCGCUGAGCAGUGGAACACCCAUCAGUCCAGCGACAUACACACAUGGCCACCACCUCCAUCCCUACCAGUUCGUGCCGCCAUCAGACGCGCCGGACGGCCAUAAUCACGGACACCCGUACGAGCACGAGUCGAACGCGGGGUACGAAGGGGUGGGUGUCAACGUCCCUUCCUCGCCGCACUCGACGACUUCCACGCUGCCCCGCAAGCGGUCUUUUUCCGCUGACCCCGGGCCUGGGCCGAUGUCAACAUCGCGGUCGCACACCCCCAGUAGCAGUAUCAGCAUUUCCGGGCCGCCUGCACCCCCGUCGCUACGCAUCACGACAGAUACGGAGAGUUUACGCGCGUCGUCGCCGACCGUCGCGAGCGCGCACCCGACGAGCGCCAGCUACGAUGACAUGGAUCUCGGACUCGUGUCUGCUUAUGAUGCGACGUCUUCACCGAUCGAUGGGUCUGGUUCGAGUGGGGAGGAAGCAAUGCUCUCCGGGGGACCGCAGUCCAUGUCUUCUAUGCCCCAUUCCUCUGCCGGCGGCGGCAAAAUCAUCGUCCCCAGCCUGGUGCCGGCCAUGGGCAUCUUGGGGAAACCGUUGGCCACCAACAACUUUGUGACCAAGUUGUAUCAAAUGAUCAACGACCAAAAAUCGGCGCAUUUCAUUGCGUGGACCGAGCUGGGGACUUCCUUCGUCGUGAGCAACGUCGGGGAGUUUAGUCGGAGCAUCUUGGGCAGUCACUUCAAGCAUAACAACUUUUCGUCGUUCGUGCGCCAGCUGAAUAUGUAUGGCUUUCACAAGAUCAAUCGCACCCCGAGGGCGCAGCGGACGACGUCGGAUGCUCAAACGUGGGAGUUUUCUCACCACAAGUUCCUGCGUGGCCGUCCGGAUCUUUUGGAUGAGAUAAAACGCAAAGCGCUUGAGCCUGAUCCUGCUCAGAAACAUCGCGUGGAGUUGCCUGGCGAGGUGGCCGCUCAGCUGUCCUCUAUGAGGGAAGAUAACCAGCGCAUGUGGGAACAACUGAACACCGAGCGGCGACGCGUAGAGCGGCUUAUUAGUGUCGUCGGCAAAUUGUGGGAUAUCGUUGGGAAAGGAUUUGCGCCCGGGACAGUUCCUCAAUUCCCGAUGGAGAUGCUUGAGCCCAACAUCUUCGUGACCUCUCCGAGAACUGGUUAUGACGCCAGUCCCCCGGCGACUGAAUACCAGCCCUCAGCGCAUUCCCAUCCGCAUUCCCAUCCGCAUCCGCACUCUCACUCGCAUUCUUUAUCGCAUUCGGUGCAAACCCCGAGCCAUUCCCAUUCGCUUCCGACUCCCCACCUGUCGAGACAAUCUUCCUUCCCGCAUCUCUUCCGAUCCUCCGGGUCUGCUGGUGACAAUUCUCCGCUGCCGGCAUCUCCCAGUGAGAUGAGCAUGUCAGUUGAUGUUGAGUUUGAUGACCGCGGCGACGGUCACGGGGAGAGCGGACGGAAGAGACAGCGGAUGAUGUCUGCAGAUGAAGCUGGGAUGGGAUCCAUGAGUGUCAAUGUUUCCGGACUGGGAAUGAGCGGACAGCAGCAUUCGGGUAUGAAUGGCUCGAACACAGCCAGCCCCCAUCCCCACCAUGCCAACUCGAUGGAUUCGUUGUCUCCUCCGAAGCCCAGAGCCAGCCGGGCUCGGAGCGAUAGUGCCCCUCUCGGCGGCGGUGCGUACAACAUGCACACCGGGGGCUCUGGUCUCGGGCCAUGGUCUGGAAGCUCGAGCGGGCGGCCCAGAAGCGGAAGCGGCAUGGCCCAUGUUGGAGUGAGCCGCAUGGGCAAUAUUUCCGGCUCGCAGAGGACUGCGCCAGGUGGCGCUCUUAAUCGCUAAGCCUAAAAUGGGGUCCAGGCCCUUGAGCCUGGUGCCCUCAAUCUUUUGUUUUCUGAUCUGCUCUCGUCCUGUUUUCCUCUUGUACGUUCACUCUCCACUACGCUCUUGCGGCUGUACUCCUGGAUCACCACCUUCUUGUUCUACGCGCCUAGAAUUCCAACAUACCAACCACUCUCACCCCUUUGCUUUUCUCUCCUUCCUCCCCACAUUCGUUCUUCAGGGCCUCUCGACGACAACAGCUACAUCGAUAUCCUUGGAUCUCUCGGUCGGAUGGAUCUGGUUGCCGUUUAAAACACAAAAACAAAGAAACGGACUUCAUCUGUGCAGUGUAUAUAUGUACCUAUCAACUUACCCCGGUUCUCCUUGCGCGGAGUCAAAAAUAUACUGUAGCACCAGCAACCAUGCAGUUUUCUUUCCAUCUCUUUAUCUCGAUGCGAUGUCUGCCUGGCCCAGAAGCAAUCCGAUGUCGCUCGCUCGCUCGCCGAGACCACGGGGCUUCAAAUUAAUCGCUAUCAAUUAGAACCUCCUGAGCCGAUGAGUACGCAAAGUAUGAUAUCCCGUUCACAAGUUCCAGCUUCAAAGGGCGAUGCACCGAGAAGAGGGUGGCGCUCAAAAAACGCCGGUUGUGCCAAUCGGAAGCAGCGAGCCCAGCGGCAUGAGCCUUCCGGAGCAACGCAAUUAUGGACGACUAACUAGCUGACUCGGAUAAUGCGCGUAAGCACCCAAGACGAUCGGCACCAGGACACCGCCUUUUGGACACGAGAAACGACUUGCACGGAGCCAGCAUCUCCCUCUUACCUUCGCUGCUCGACAUGUUCAUUCCAAGGGCGUUAGGAACCGGAAACUCCUCAUCCGGUCAUGCAUCUCUGUCCACAUGGGUCAGCGCCAGUCCCCUUUCCCCGCCCUUCUUUGUUCACGUUUCGCGCAGAUACCUGUUGCGGUCGUCCUCGGCAUCCUGGUCGUGCUGUCUAUUAUAGUGUGCUCAAGGAAAACUUACCGCGCACGUAUAAUGUCGCUCGGGAGGGGCGCUGGGGGCGACGCCACUGCGACCACAGCCCGCCGAGAGAUUACUGCGGAGCAGCUGGUCGGGAGUAUUAAUCACGCGCCCGGUGCUCCGCCGCGUCGUCCGCGUCGUCCGCGACGAACGCCGUCCCAGAUCAGCACGGUCUCUUUGCCCGCUUACAUGAAAGAACCCGGCGAACAGGAACUGGUCGUAACGAGAGGACCGGACGGCGAAGAUGUCCCUAUGCCCACUGCCUCUGUAGACGAGGAGGAAGAGGACGAAUCUAACGAAGACCACGAAGACGGAGCUGCUCCCCGCCGUUCGACUCUAGACAACUCACGAUACACGGACAUGCCCCAUCCUCCGCACGACAGCCCUUUGCUUGGGACGGACGUGCAGGAUCUGCGGGGUGAAGCUCCGGCGUACUCUGAAGAAUACCCGCCCGGUAUUGGAUCCCCUGGUAUUUCUGUCGCGCCUCCCCAAGCCGAACUUUCGCCAUCGGUCCAACGGCGGUCCGGUUUCUUUGCGAUGUUCCGUCCAGCGCCACUGGUCGUUCCUGUACCCCCUACAGACGAGCCGCUCUCGUUGACACACACGCGGACGCGCUCGACGACCAGGCUGGGCGCAUCGUCGCCUGAGCCAACAGCGUCACGCCACCGUCCGUCGACAUCGACGUCCACGCUCUUCUCCCUGCGGCGCAACAAAUCGGUCACGUCUCUCUCGGGCGCCAAUCUGACAUCGCCCUCGAUGAUCUCUCUCGCAUCCAUCUCUGCGCCCCUGUCACAUACGCUGGUCAAAACGGAAUUCAGCGCCUUGCCACGGGGCGGUCUGACACCUGACCAACUCAAAAUGAUCAGCGGGACGAAAGAAGGAGGAUUGGCCAAAUUUGGCAUGCCGUUUGGAGAUGCUGCCACGGCCUACGCCAGCUCCAGUCGCCUCGAUCUGGAAUUGGAAGGAGUGCCGCCGCCUGCUUGGGAAGACCAACUCCCCGUCGCCGGGCCGUCGGUCGAAGACGACGCUGAGGAGGUCGCAUUGACCGUGCCCUCCCGGACCGAAUCCCGUUCCGAGUCCCGUGCCAGCGACAUGUCACUGCAGACAUUUGCGACUGCUGAACAACCCGACACGCCUGCGGCAACGACCUCUGACCACACACAAGAGUCCACUGAUGCGACCGUUCGGCCUGCCUGAGAGCAGCGCCGCCCCAUUUGCUUGACGGACUAAUUUUGCUUCAUCUAUACGACGCCGAUACGAUCACGCGCUACCUGUAUCUUCCUCACCUGUAUGAUAAUUUCCAAUGUAGAAUCGGAAAAUAAACACAUCUCAUCCCGGCCCGACUGGGAGUGCUUUCCAUCCAGCUAUGUUUCAAC